UCACUUCCAAUUUAUUAUAUAAUAAUUUCUCUCUUGUCUACAUAUAAUUCAGUGCUAAAAAAUGAAGAAGGGUUGUUCUUUGGUUGCAGUAAUGUUGGUGGUGGCCCUUAUUGGUGACCAAUUGGGGGCGAGCGAGGCAGUGACAUGCAGCGCGACACAGCUGAGCCCGUGCUUGGGGGCGAUCACAUCGGGGACACCCCCAUCACAGGCUUGUUGCGCUAGGCUGAGGGUCCAGCAGCCUUGCCUUUGUGGAUAUAUGAGGGAUCCUAACCUUAGGCAGUAUGUCAACUCUCCUAAUGCCAGGAAAGUUGCUAGCUCCUGCGGAGUUAGCAUUCCCAGUUGUUAAUUAGGUCUUAUGUAUACCAACAUUUUAGUUACUUGUUGUGUAGCUUCUAGCAUGGGAAUAAAACUUCAAUGGCACCUAUAGCCUAUAAUAAAAAUGGUUGUAAUCUAUCUUAUGUAAUUAUAACCACGUUACUUUUAUUUCA
This is a messenger RNA of Nicotiana attenuata, 488 nucleotides long. Its product is annotated as non-specific lipid-transfer protein 2-like. NCBI's taxonomy places the organism in Eukaryota, Viridiplantae, Streptophyta, Magnoliopsida, Solanales, Solanaceae. The transcript has a single exon. The record is from RefSeq and is a predicted model, not a curated record. Bases 62 to 346 code for a protein of 94 amino acids. Gene Ontology annotation, biological process: lipid transport.